GUGUGUGUGUGUGUGUGUGUGUGUUUGGAGGAGUAAUGAUUGUGAGGGGGCGGGAGUGUUCCUGGACCCCCUCUCCUUGUCUCCUUGGUCACCCUGAUAGUCACUAACACAGACUCCCUCUUGCUCUCUCUCCCUCUCGGGCACACACACACUCACUCACUCACACACACUCACUGACACUCGCACACACACACAGGCACACUCUCAUGGCCACCACAGAGGAGCAGAUCGCUCUCUGUCCAGAUGGACCCGAACAGUCUGCGCCUGAUACCGGGCCAGGGCCUGACCACAGCCAAAGUGAAGCCCGGCACCAGCAGGCACCGCUCGACAGGGAUGAGGAGGAAGAAGAGGAGGAGGAGGAAGAAGAAGGAGCAAACUCAGUGCCCGGGUCGGAAUCCGCAAGUCCGGAACAUCCCGACCCAGACUGGGUGGAAGAACGGUUCCGGAUUGACCGGAAGAAACUUGAGACGAUGCUCUACACUCCUAAGGAUGGGAAAGGGCUGACAGGAGAAGAGUUCUUUGAAAAGGUGAUGAAGGAAACUAACACCCAGGUGAAAUGGCCUUCGAAACUCAAAAUUGGAGCCAAGUCAAAGAAAGACCCCCAUGUUAAAGUGGAAGGAAAAAAAGAAAAUGUGCAACAGGCAAAAAAGAAGAUUCUGGAACUUCUUGAGACAAAGGUCAACAAGGUCACCCUAAAAAUGGAUGUCACUCACACUGAACACUCUCACGUCAUUGGUAAAGGAGGCGGGAACAUCAAGAAAGUGAUGGAGCUCACACUGUGUCACAUCCACUUCCCCGACUCCAACCGUCACAAUGCCACCGGGGAAAAGAGCAAUCAGGUUUCUAUUGCUGGCCCAGUUGAAGGAGUGGAGGAGGCCAGGAGAAGAAUACGUGAUCUGCAGCCGCUGGUCCUGACCUUUGACCUGCCGGUGAACCUGAUUUCCGGAGUGCUGCCUGACGCGGGCUCGCCGGUGAUUCAGCACGUUGCCCAGGCGUUUGGCGUGAGUGUGAGCUUCCGGGCGCAGCCCAAGCUCUACUGCAGCAGCUGUGUGGUGCGUGGUCUGCAAGGCAACAGCACUGCCGUCAAGAAGGCCACCUGCGUACUGAUGGAGCUGCUGUUGGGGCCCGAGGCCGCCGUCUCCGGGGCAACGCCGGUGAGCGCGCAGCUGGAUGUGACCUCGCAGCAGCACCUCUUCCUCCUUGGCCAGAACGGCGCCAACUUCCUGAGCGUCAUGCACCAGACGCAGACCCAGAUCGUGUUGCCCGACCUCAGCGCCCCACAGAGUGCCCCCUCGCUCCUCAUCCAGGGCAACGCCGACGGCGUCUGCCUGGCACGCCAGCAGCUCAUGGACUGCCUGCCGGUGUGCCUGAUGUUUGACAUGAAGGAGGACGGGGAGACGGACCCGAGGAAGCUGGCCCAGAUGAUGCAGAGCCUCGGGGUCUUCAUUAGUGUCAAGCCCAAGGUCAAACAGGCGGCCAAGUCUGCGGUGGUAAAGGGCCUGGAGAGGAACAUUGCCAGUGUGUAUGAGGCCAGGCGCCUGCUGCUGGGGCUGGACUCCAGCGAGGGCUCUGGGACAACCAAGCCCAUUUGUGACCCUCUGCUGGCUGGCAACGGCCUGGCCAGCUACUGGCUCAACAUGCUAAUGCAACAGCUGCGCCUGAAUGACACUGGUGUAGUGCCCUCUUCUGAUGGCGGGAUUAGCUCGCUGUUGCCAGUUAAGCCACGCCCUUCACCUCCACCUGGUCUCUCGUCGCCGUCAGAAGAGGGGAGGAUGGGAGGGCUGAGGGGAACGGACUCCAAAUUGGAGAAGAUCCCUGAAAAUGAGGACCAGCCCGUCUUAUCAGAGGGUGAGGACGCCGGUCAUCAGAAGACUCCGGAAUUCACCGAUGUCAUGGAGGUUGUCGUGAGGACAGCAGGGUCAGUCAGAAGAGCCAGCCUAUCAGAUGCCUACAGAGACCUGAGCCAUGCGAGACUCCUGAGGGCCGAGAUGGAGCCACUGAACAGGAGGCACGACAGGCGAUGCAGCCUGAGGUUCACCCCCUCUCUGGAGACAUGCUCAAACGCCAGCAACAACGAGGAUGAAUACCAUGACUAUGAGAGGAAGAAACAGCUCGCAAACCAAGCUAUGCAGAAGAAGCCGGUGGUGACGGAGGUGCGCACCCCCACAGACACCUGGAGUGGCCUGGGCUUCUCCAAGUCCAUGCCGGCCGAGGCCCUCAAGGAGCUGCGCUCCGUCAGUCGCCGCUCCUACCGCUCCUACCUGGGCAGCCAGCAGCCAUCAUGGACACAGGCAAGUGUAAAGGAUCGGAUGUGUAACGGCAGCGACUCCGAGAACUGGAGAGAGCGGCGAGGCUCGGCAUCAUCAGCGUCUUCUGCCACUUCUUCGUCACCUUCAUCCUCAUCAUCCUCCUCUCCCUCCUACUCAUCCCCCGCUACCUCCAGCUCACUAUUUGGGUCUGCAGCAAGCAGAGGGCAUGUUGACAAACCCUCUGAGAGCAACUCCAACUGCGGCCACCAUUUUGAGGUGAUGUCCUCAGCAGGCAGACCUGGGACAGGUGGAGCCCCGGGCCACCUCCCCGAGCCGGACGAUGACCUUCCUGAGCUGCUGAGCCAGCUGGGUCUGGCCAAAUACAUUGAUGUGUUUCAGCAGCAGGAGAUUGAUUUUCAGACAUUUCUGACCCUGUCAGAUGAGGACCUGAAAGAAGUGGGUGUGUUGACGUUUGGCGCACGGAGAAAGAUGCUUCUGGCUAUCACAGACCUUAAUAAAAAUAAGAAGAAAGGACUGGAGCCACCCGCAGUGAAGGCGGGGUACCUGGAGGGUGGGGCCAGUGGGCGACUGCCUCGAAUCGUGGAUGUGGACAUAGCGGCUCAGAGCAACCAUUGGUGAGGGGACCUGUCAAUCAUCAGCAAUCAACACUGGCAGACCAGGACCCUAGUUAUCCAGAAUAGAAGCCUCUGAAAGGAAACUGCAGAUGCAAAUGCUGAUUUGAUAUCAUCUCUGAAGCUGGUGCUGACUGAGCUAUGGACUGUGUUGACAAAGUGUAAUGCAUUAGGCAUAUGUGAAGACAUGUUUCUUUCCUAGAAUCUUUUUAUCUUUUAUAAUACAUGCAAUCUUUGUUUUUCCUUCUUUUUCAUUUCAUUUAUAUGUGAAUUCAGGCCUUGUGCCAUAUGCAGUGUACAGAAACAAAAAUGGGAAUGCAUCCUGAAAGCGAUUAAAAGUCCUUAGUGAUGCCAGCUCUUUUUUCUA
Messenger RNA from Alosa sapidissima (American shad), 3248 nucleotides. It is a transcript of the gene bicc2, whose product is annotated as bicaudal C homolog 2. NCBI's taxonomy places the organism in Eukaryota, Metazoa, Chordata, Actinopteri, Clupeiformes, Clupeidae. Gene Ontology annotation, molecular function: protein binding; RNA binding. Gene Ontology annotation, cellular component: cytoplasm. The record is from RefSeq and is a predicted model, not a curated record. Bases 207 to 2888 code for a protein of 893 amino acids. The transcript is spliced from 19 exons.